Didymodactylos carnosus is the source of this 1071-nucleotide messenger RNA. Lineage: Eukaryota; Metazoa; Rotifera; Eurotatoria; Philodinida; Philodinidae. The record is from the annotation of a GenBank genome assembly.
AUGGAAUAUCGCACAAUUAAUUUUAACAUCCAUAAAUUCAUUAAAGCUGACGAUACUUUAUCUAACAAAGAAAUAAUUAAACAAUUAGUUGACAAUGUCGAACAAAUCUUGUAUGCAUUUGAUGAGAAAUGUCAACGGGCUUUCAUCAGUAAAGAAAUCGAAACAAAACUGCGGACAUUAGUUCGCGCGAAAAUAAAGUAUUACAAUAAAAAUAAGCGAUCGAAAGCAAAUAGUUGGCCUCGUACAACAAUAUCAAUUCGAAUUCCCGUUGAAAAACGUCAGCACCGCCAAUUUUUAACGCCACCAUCUUGUUCAAGCUCUACAAAAAUUACCUUUUCUUGGAAAGACGAAAGUUUCAUGCAUAGAUUUGAUCCGGGUACAGAAGAAAGUUUAGAUACUGAUAAUGACGCAGCAUUGAAUGGUAGUGAAGAAGGUAAAAACAAAGAUAUUUCAACAACAUUCGAAGAGAAAUUGAUGCAAAUGGACUGUCAAUUAACAACCAGUUACGUUCGAGUUCGAUUACCAGCAGCUAUAUUACAAUAUAUUUUUCUAAAAGAAAAUGAACUAGUGACUUAUCGCCUGAAUGUUCAGUCAUGGAGGGUUCCGAACAUUUCAAUGGAUUAUUCAUCCGACAACAAAAAUGAUCCAUAUGAUUAUGAUAUGGAAUCAGUCAUAGAUGAUAGUGACGACAAUAACAGUUCCGCAGUAGAUCAAUUAUAUUUGAAAGUUGAGAUACACUCAACAUUUGAUUAUGUUGACAAAGCCAAUUGGGAUUACGCUCGCAUUAAUUGGUUAUCCAAAACUAAGCGUUUAGAUCAAACUGGAACAAAACAAAGUUAUACGUUUCAUGGAAGUGUUGAUCAAAAUGUGUUUAAUUUCGUGAAAGAAAUCCAACGAAAUAAAACCGUUAGUGAAUGUCAUCCUCCAGCAAAAACACCAAACUGCUGUCCAAAACCGAUGCGUUCUAGCGAAACAACCGAAAUAUCACUAGAGUACCUAUAUUUAAGGGGGGGUCCAUCCCACCCCAAAAAAUGUGCCUUCAAACUAUGCCAGUUUGAAGAGGAUACCUGA